CCGAUAAAGUUUGAGAUGUUGUGCCAGCAGUGACACUUUGUCUCUCUCGGCUGCAGCUAAUGCUCUUGAACAUUCUGACUGUAAUAUGGCUUCUUGUUUAGUGCCAGAUUUUCCAGCUGUGCUUCUCGCCUUGGAGCACUUGGGCGAGUUAGAAAAAAAGCUGAAAGACGAAGACGCCUCCAUCGGCCAAGAAGCCUGUCACCAUCUGAGAGAGAUAUCGUCUGCUAUUAAAGAGCUGGAAGCAUCUAGAAAGGCGGUCCACGAACAGCUGGAAAUUGAAACUAUUGAAAAUAGCAAAGUCCGCCAUCAGCUUCUUCGCACUCGCGAUGAAAUAGCCAAUGAGAUAGGAGCUGGUGUCGAAGCAGUAAGAGACGUCAGUGCAAAAGAAUUGAACCAACUGCAGGCUGACCUGACAUACCUUCAAAAAGAGAUUGGGUCACUGGAAGCGAAGCAAGCAGUUCUUGAAGAGGAAAACAAACAUCUUCAUACAGAGAGAGAGCAAAAGAAAAGAAACCAUGAGAACGUCAUCAGCCUGCUAAACUACCAGCUCUCGGAGAAGGCCGGCCAUCAGAUUCGGCUCAAUGCGAAACUCAAUGAGAUUGAGGACGUGAAGGCCAAAAUGGCUGAUGUGGAGCUUGCCAGAGCAGACCUUAGCACUGACAUGACUGAGGAGAGGAACAAGUUUAACGAGGCCAAAGAUGCGGUGGAAGCACAGAUUGAGGAGCAACAGCAGAGCAUCCAGCAGCAGAAACAGGCCAAUUUUCAGACUCGAAGACAACAUGACGCUCUCACCACUGAGCUGCACCAAAGGGAAGACAGGGAGGCAGACCUCAGGAGCGCAAUAAAUCAAAUUGAAAUGUCCAAAACCAGACUUGUGUCAACGAGGAAGAUCUUAAAAGCCAAAUUGGAGGAGAACCUUGAAAAAAAGAAAGAUCUUGACCGAACAAGAGUGCUCCAUGAAAAGGAGCUCGCUAAGAUCAAAGAGACUUUCAGGAAGAAACAGGAAGCCCUUCUGCAAAGCAUUGCCGAGACAGAAAAGGAGACAGAGCUGUGUGAAGGCCUGCAUGGCAUUCAAAUAGCAUCAAUAAACAGACUGACUGAGCGUUUUAACAUCCAGAGGAAAUUGGAAGACGACACCACAGCCGAGCACAAUGCCAUGUCAAGGCGUCUACAGUGGUCCAAGCUGAAGCUGGAGGAGCGCAUCGCUUCCAUUGCCAAGUAUAAGAUCGAGAUUAAGGAGAUGGAGGAGGCAAUGAGACAACUGAAGGACACAACCGAGGUGAACAGUGAGCUCUUUGUGAAGAACCUUAAAGAGAUGGAGCUGCAGCUUGUGAGGGAAAAGAAGGCCAGGGCGUCGUGUGAAGAUGAGAAGGAGAAGCUGGCCCAGGAUGUGGAGGACCUGAAGGUGGCCCACCAGGAGAGCAUGAGACAGGUGCGGCAGGACACCCAGAAGACAGAGGAGCGCAGCCAACAACUACGAGAAGAGGUGAAAUCGUUUCAAGCCCACGAGUACAUGACCUCGCUUAUCGACCGCCUGAAGAAGAUGGUGUCGGACACUGAAGAGGCCAUGAAAGACUUGGAGCUCUCCACCAUGUCAGACAUAAAGGAGUUUGAGGAGGAGUCUGCGCUCCUGACUCAGGAGAGGCUGGAGCUGGAGGAGCUGCUGAAGGCGGAGGAGGUGGUGCUGGCGGGCGUGGAGGGAGAGUUCGACAUCGACCAGAGCCGACACCAGGCGCUCACAAAGGACACCACAGACCAGAAAUAUAAAAAGAUGCAGCUGGAGCUGACCAUUCAGGAUACCCAAGAUGCAACUGCUUGGAUGAUCAGACCAAAGGAAGAGCUUAAGGUGGAACUGAUAGAUUUGAGGAGGAAGUAUGUGGAUAUGCUGAGGUCGCAGGGCAAGAAGAUCGGCGAGACGGAGAGGGCCAUCUACGACAGAGGAGUUAUGCUGGAGCAAGUCAACAGGGAGAAUGCCCGCUUAUAUUUGCGUAUUUCACAGAUGAAAGAGGAGGUUUCCCUUGCAGAGCAGGACAAAAAGAGACACUCUCUGGAGGCUGAAAGACUACAGGAGCAGGAUCACUUCUUGUUUCAAAGCCUGCUGGAUGCCUGGGCGAAUGACCUUGACAUGACCAAGGAGCAUAAUGACAAGGACCAUGAAAUCUAUCAAAGUCUUCAGAAUCUCAUCAUGAAACUGCAGAGGAGGCAGAACUGUCUCGGAGGCAUCUCAAAUAGAGUGAGGGAGGAGUUUGAAGGUCUGACUUCCCUCUUGUUUCCUCCAAAGAUAUUGUGAUUUGUAAUAAAUAGCUGGGACAUUAAAUUCCAUUAUUACCUUUC
Molecule: messenger RNA, 2334 nt
Organism: Engraulis encrasicolus (European anchovy)
Lineage: Eukaryota; Metazoa; Chordata; Actinopteri; Clupeiformes; Engraulidae
Gene: ccdc175
Product: coiled-coil domain containing 175
Exons: 19
Coding region: 86-2290 (734 amino acids)
Source: RefSeq, a predicted model, not a curated record